Scutellospora calospora is the source of this 138-nucleotide messenger RNA. Lineage: Eukaryota; Fungi; Glomeromycota; Glomeromycetes; Diversisporales; Gigasporaceae. The record is from the annotation of a GenBank genome assembly.
UCAACAUCUCGUAAUAAGAGCAAAAAUUCAAUAUUAAAGCAUCUUUUAGGAAAUUCAAAUCUUUCAUUAUGUAAAUUAUUUGAUACUUUAGAAGAAAGAUAUCAAGAGGAAUAUGAUUAUUGCGAAUUUAUAAACUAG